CAAAAUGUCAUCUCCUCACACCCAGAUGAACCUUUUCUCCGUGACCCGAAUGGCCCUAACCCUCGGCCCCGGUUUAGGCUUUCUAUUGUACCUCUACUCCUCUACCAUAACCCACCGUACAGACAUUAUCGACCUCGAACACCGCGUCAGUGACAUCCCCACAUACGAAAUCCUCCCUUCUUAUGACUUUAUCAUCGUCGGGGGUGGCAGCGCCGGGGCUGUUUUGGCUAAUCGACUAACCGAAAACCCGAACUGGAACGUACUCUUGUUGGAAGCAGGGCCUGACGAAAUUUCGCUAACCGAUUUGCCGCUGCUAUUUCCAACCCUCCAAUUGUCGCCGUUGGAUUGGCAGUUUAAGACUGAGCCGGGUGAGAAUUAUUGUAGGGGGAUGGUGGAAGGGAAAUGCAAUUGGCCGCGAGGCAAGGUCUUGGGAGGUUGUAGUGUGCUGAAUGCUAUGUUGUAUGUGAGGGGGAAUAGGCGGGAUUACGAUCGGUGGGCGGAGAUUGGGAACGUGGGGUGGAGCUACAAGGAAGUGUUGCCGUAUUUUAAGAAGUCGGAGGAUAUGAGAAUUGAGGAUUAUAAAGAUAAUGAUUAUCAUGGAACAGGUGGAUUUCUUUCGGUGGAAAACUUCAGGUAUCAUUCUCCAAUGGCUGAAUGGUUCCUCUCGGCUGCCCAGGAAAUAGGUUACUCCAUUUUGGAUAUCAACGGGCCUUAUCAAACCGGUUUCACCCUUGCUCAUGGUACCCUCAAAGAUGGUCUUCGCUGUAGUACUGCCAAAGGUUUCCUUCGUCCAGUUAGCAAACGCCCCAACCUCCACAUCAGUCUUUACUCCCUCGUUGAAAAAAUCAUCAUCCACAACGAAACUCGAGAAGCUAUGGCUGUUAUUGUCAACAAAUUCGGUGUUCGGAGAACAAUUUACACUGACAAAGAAAUUAUUCUAAGUGCUGGUGCCCUCCAAUCCCCCCAACUUCUCAUGUUAUCAGGAGUAGGGCCAAGUCAACAUUUACAAGAAAACGGGAUAGAAGUAAUCGUUGAUUCUCCCGGUGUGGGGGAGAAUCUACAAGAUCACGCGGCUAUUGGUGGAGUAACUUUCCUCUUCCAACCACCUCCAGAGUAUGAGAAUAAGACUUGUGGUUUUAUUCUUCCUAAAGUGUUUUCGACUGAAACAAUAAAUGAGUUUGCUCAGAAAAAAGAAGGUCCUGUGUAUUGGCUACCCGAAUGUGAGGUUAUGGGGUUUGUUAAGACGAAAUAUGAAAAUCCUGAGGAUGAUUGGCCCGAUAUUCAGUAUUUUUUUACUUCGUAUGCUGAUAACACAGAUGGAGGGAUGUUUGGAAAGAAGGCAGCUGGUUUGACGGAUGAGUUUUAUUCCGCUGUGUACGAAGAGGUGCUGUAUGAAGAUGCUUUCAACGUGAUAGUCUUACUGUUAAGGCCAAAGAGCAGAGGAAAGUUAUUACUGAAGGACACAAAUCCUAAUAGCCAUGUUGUUAUUUAUCCCAACUAUUUUGCUGAUAAGGAUGAUAUAAAAGUGCUAGUGGAAGGAGCUAAAAUCGCAUACAACAUAAUUAUGAACACCACUGUGAUGGCAAAAUACAAUACUCGGUACAACGACCUCCGCAUGCCAGGCUGUCAUCAUUUAGAGUUCCUUUCAGAUGAAUACUGGGCAUGUCAAGCCAAGUAUUACACUCUGACCAUCUACCAUCCCGUUGGUACUGCGAAAAUGGGUCCCGACGAUGACCCGAUGGCGGUUGUUGACCCCAAGCUAAAAGUUAGAGGUUUAUCAAGACUGAGGGUUGUUGAUGGGUCAAUUAUGCCCUACAUUGUCAGCGGUAAUACUAACGCUCCCAUUAUAAUGAUUGCGGAAAAAGCUAGUGAUAUGAUUAAACAAGAGUGGAGGGAGUAUGCUGAUAAAAAUCAAAAUAAUGAAGAAAAUCAAGCUCAAAAUAAUAAAAAAGAUCAAUAUCAAAAUAAUGAAGAAGAUCAAGAUGAAAAUAAUGAAGAAUAUGAAGAUCAAAGUAAUGAAGAAGAUCAAGAUCAAAAUAAUCAAGACAAAGUGAUGAGGAAGGCUCCCAGAAUUGUGGAUCCUGACUAUUGGUAAUAGCAUUUUCAGUUGACUUUCAUUUCAAUUCAAAUUAGCAUUAGUUUGACAAUUUAUUUUUUGA
Zophobas morio is the source of this 2159-nucleotide messenger RNA. RefSeq names its product glucose dehydrogenase [FAD, quinone]-like. The record is from RefSeq and is a predicted model, not a curated record. The transcript is spliced from 3 exons. Gene Ontology annotation, molecular function: oxidoreductase activity, acting on CH-OH group of donors; flavin adenine dinucleotide binding. Bases 5 to 2095 code for a protein of 696 amino acids. NCBI's taxonomy places the organism in Eukaryota, Metazoa, Arthropoda, Insecta, Coleoptera, Tenebrionidae.